This is a messenger RNA of Misgurnus anguillicaudatus (oriental weatherfish), 6338 nucleotides long. RefSeq names its product leucine-rich repeat containing G protein-coupled receptor 6 (gene lgr6). Gene Ontology annotation, molecular function: G protein-coupled peptide receptor activity; protein binding; protein-hormone receptor activity. Gene Ontology annotation, cellular component: plasma membrane. The record is from RefSeq and is a predicted model, not a curated record. Lineage: Eukaryota; Metazoa; Chordata; Actinopteri; Cypriniformes; Cobitidae. Gene Ontology annotation, biological process: adenylate cyclase-activating G protein-coupled receptor signaling pathway; hormone-mediated signaling pathway; activation of adenylate cyclase activity.
GCUUCUACUACAAUAGGUGAAUGUCUUCUAAGAGAGAUGAGACGGGAGAGAGAGAGAAGACCUGGGCAACCCCCAGACUGACUCAUAGACCCAUGGGAGUUUGAAGUGACAGAAUAAAUCUACAGAGAGACGAGGCUCGGGAUAACAUUUCAUAAAGCUGAGAGCAGAGCUGAGACCUCAGGAGAGACUGCCACACACACACAGCAUCCACAUAAAGACAUAAAGUUGGAGUCAUUGUCAUGUUUGUGGUCUUACUGAUCCUGCAUGCCAUCUCGGGUGCCCGUUCUCACGGGCCACCGCCUGUGAAACAGUGCCCGUCUGCGUGCCAGUGCGAGGAGGAUGGCAUCUUACUGCUUGUGGACUGCUCUGAACAAGGAUUAUCCUCCGUGCCAAGUGACCUAAGUCCUUUUACAUCUUACCUGGAUCUCAGCAUGAACAACAUCAGCGAGAUCCAGCCCAAUGGUUUCCGCAAUCUACACUUCCUCAGUGAACUGAGGCUUUCGGGCAACCACCUGAGACACAUCCCUGGCUCCGCGCUUCAAGGCCUCUACAAUCUCAAAGUCCUGAUGUUGCAGAAUAACCAGUUAGAGAGACUGCCUGGUGAAGAUCAUUGGGAAUUACCCAAUUUACUUUCUCUGCGUCUGGAUGCCAACCUGAUCACGGAGGUCCCAGCAAGGACCUUUUCAGGCAUGCGCUCACUGCGCCACCUCUGGCUCGAUGACAAUGCCCUAAAAGAGAUCCCGGUGGCCGCACUCAAUGAUCUCUCCUCACUGCAGGCCAUGACCCUCGCCCUAAACCGCAUCACCCACAUCCCAGACUUCGCCUUCAGGAACCUAUCCAACCUAGUUGUGCUGCAUCUUCAUAACAACAUGAUCCAGACUCUCGGACAGAACAGCUUUGAGGGACUCCACAGCCUAGAGACUCUGGAACUGAAUUUCAAUGACCUUCAAGAGUUCCCUACGGCUAUUCGCACGCUGGCUAAACUUCAGGAACUGGGUUUCCACAACAACAACAUCAAGGCCAUUCCUGAGAGAGCGUUUGUUGGGAACCCGCUUCUGCAGACCAUUCAUUUCUAUGAGAAUCCCAUCCAGUUUGUUGGCAGAUCAGCAUUUCAGUUCCUGCCCAAGUUACACACUCUCUCUUUGAACGGGGCCACUGAGAUCCGACAGUUUCCAGAUUUGAAAGGAACCACCAGCCUGCAAGUCCUCACGUUGACCCGAGCUGGACUGACGGGCCUGCCAUAUGAUCUCUGCCACCUCCUUCCUAAAUUAAGAGUUCUUGAGCUGUCUCAUAAUGUGAUCGAAGAGCUGCCGAGUUUCUACCACUGCGCUUCUCUACAGGAGAUAGGCCUACAGCACAAUCUGAUCAGACAGAUUGAGAUGAACACAUUCCAACAACUCAACAACUUACGCUCACUGGAUCUGAGCUGGAACAGGAUCGAAACAAUCCAUCCGGAUGCCUUUUCCUCCCUGCAGACUCUUGUUAAACUGGACCUGACCGGUAAUAGGUUGACCAGUCUCCCACUAGCUGGGCUAACCAGCCUCACUCACCUAAAGCUGAAGAGCAACAUGGCACUCUCUCAUACAUUCAGAGAAGAGGACUUCCCCAACAUAAGGGUCGUAGAGAUGCCAUAUGCCUAUCAGUGCUGUGUAUUUGGAGCCUGCAGCAGUUACAAAGCAGCCAGUCAGGGGGAAGAGCAGAUGGGCAGUGAGGAGGAGGAUCUUCAGAAGAAAGCUUUGUCUCUGUUCCCCAUUCACACCGACAACAACUAUGACCUUGAUCUGGAGGAAUUCCAGUUGGCUAUUGAGGAGUCCAAACUACAAACCAGCAUACAGUGUUCCCCUAUUCCAGGUCCAUUUAAACCAUGUGAUAACCUGUUUGAUAGUUGGAUGGUACGCCUCGGAAUGUGGCUCAUCUCUCUAGUCUCUCUGAUAGGAAACAGUCUUCUCCUCUUGACAGUGUUUGCCUCUCCCAGCUAUCUUUCACCUGUCAAGUUCAUCAUCGGCAGCAUCAGCAGCACCAACCUGCUGACGGGCCUGUGCACCGGUACCCUGGCGCUAGUUGAUGCUCGGACAUUUGGGGAGUUCGCCCUGCACGGUGCUCAAUGGGAAAUGGGUGCCGGUUGCCAGGCAACAGGCUUUCUUUCAGUGCUGGCCUCAGAAGGCUCCAUACUCUUCCUCACCUUGGCCGCAGUGCAGUGCAGCGUGUCAGUGUCGUGUGCCCGAGCCUAUGGAAAGUCACCCUCUCUGGCAACCGUGCGCGCUGCUGCAGUAGCAUGUUUGGCACUUUCACUGGCAGUUGCUGCUUUGCCCUUAAUAGGGGUUGGGGAGUAUGGUGCAACCCCCCUCUGCAUGCCAUCACCACUGCCAAAUGGAGUGCCCUCCACACUCGGCUUUAUGGUGGCCCUGAUCAUGAUGAAUUCCUUGUGCUUCUUAGUCAUCACCGGAACGUAUAUCAAGUUGUACUGGGACCUGAUUAAAGGUGACUUUGACAGCAUUUGGGAUUGCGCUAUGAUCAAACAUGUGGCCUGGCUCAUCUUCACCAACUGCCUGCUCUACUGCCCGGUGGCCUUCCUCAGCUUCUCCUCCCUUCUGGGACUCUUUCCUGUAAGCGAGGAGGUUGUCAAAUCAGUUGUCCUUGUGCUUCUUCCUCUGCCGGCCAGCAUCAACCCUUUGCUCUACCUAUUCUUCAAUCCACACUUCCGUGAAGAUGCGCGUCUCCUCUGGAGCAGAGCUUACCUACGCAAUGACCGCAACUUGGAUUCCUUUGUCUCUGUUGACACAGAAAAGAGCUCGUAUGACUCCACACAAGCUCUGGUGUCAUUUGCCGCAGAAGCAGAGUUUGAGGGUUCAUCAGCACCAACCCAAGAGACAGUCACACGAUUUUCUUGCCCACCCUCAGUGCAGCUCAUCCCGUGCCAGCUGCAGACGCAACCCUCAACGGAUAGGGAAAAUGUUGGAGAGAACAUGGCCAGGUCUACACCAGGACUUUCAGAGAAGCAAGAAUUUCAGAGAAGCAGUGGACUUGGCACUAAUAAUGGAAGCCUUCUCUCUGGAGUCUACAACUCCCCACUUCUCUCAUCUCAUCCUUAAGUCUUCUUUGAAUAUAUUGAGUUUUCAAGGACCCUUUCAGUGUGAGUCUUGAAUCUUGAGCCUACGUAUGAACUUACCCCUGAAACCAUCAGAGCUAUUGAACAAUGAACUACAUUGGAUUUGGGAAAAAUGUACCUAUACUUAAAGUCCCAAUUGCUACAUGACAUUCUAAAAAAAGGGGAAACAAAUUCCUUUUUGCAUAUUGUGAUCUCAUGGGCCUUAUAAUAAUUUAUGCAACAAACUGAAAUGUACAAAAAUUUUAUUUUUUAAAACUUUUGUUUUGUGUGAUACAGGUAUUACAGAAUACAGAUGACUCUUAGGGAAUGUUAGCACAACAACAAUUGUACAAAAAUGGAUGUGUCUUAAAAAAAAUGUUUUAACAUACAUACCACAAUGUCGCCAAAACAAUCCAUGUUCACACGGAUCAGAGAAAACAACUAAAAACACUGUAUUACGUGUGCCAGUCCAGUAGGUGGCGAUGUUAUUUUGUAAAGAAAUACCACACGCCUCACACAUACGCUUUCUUCUAAAGAGCGAUAAAUACAAACAAUUAAGACAGUGAAAGUAUUUUGAAAUUUUGUUUAGAUAGUAGGGUGACCAUACGUGCCAUUUUCCCUAUGACACGUCCUGGACAAAAUUUCGGGUGCGUCUUCUGGAAGUCGUAUUUGAUGACCACAUAUGUCAUCGAGGUUCUCAGAUUUUAGUUUUUAUUCUUACCUUGAAAUAUUAUGUUUGCUAGGGUGACCAUACGUGCCAUUCUUCCCGGACGCGUCCUGGCCAGGAUUUCGGUGUGUCUUCCAGAAGUCGUAUUUGUUGACCGCAUACGCAAUUCAGUUAAAAACAUACAAUUGUAGUUUCAUUCUUACCUUAAAAUGUAACGUUGCUUUUCUGUAAUAAUAAUAAUCCUCUAUGACGUAUGCGGUCGACAAAUAUGACUUCCGGAAGACGCACCCGAAAUCCUAGCCAGGACGCGUCCAGAAAGAAUGGCACAUAUGGUCACCCUAUGUUUGCUUUUCUGACAUGGAACCUGAAAUAAUAAGACGCACCCAAAAUCAUGGCUAAAACACGUUCCGGAAAAAUGGCACCUGUAGUCACCCUAAUAGACAGACAAUGAUGUAGGUUGUUUUACUUUCCUUGUACUAUGAGUUUUGUAAACUUUGUUGGAGAAGCGUUAAUAAAUUUGAGCAGCACAUACGCAGUCCUGUAGGCCGCCAUUGUUAUUAUGAUUGUAAAGUACUCAGCCAUCGCUGUAGACUGAACACGUAAUACAAAUUAACCGUUUUUACAGAUUUACGUUGUACCGAUCGGUAUGUGACAUCAUAGUACCGUGAGAGGAAUUCAAAUCAUUCUUGCAGUAAUAUGAUGUCACACGCUGAUUUAUCUGUGCAACGCUGCAUUAAGUCGAGCAAGCUGUUUAUGCAGGGCUCCAGUAGCACAGUGACCCCCCAUCUGAAAAUUUUGAAUCAACAUGCUAAGCAAAUAUUCACAUUUAUUUUAAUUUCCACUAUAUUACUAAUAAGUACUUUAAUAAUAGAUGCCGAAAGUACAAUGUGCCGUUUUCAAAUUCAGUGUCAAAUACCAAAAAAGUGUCAAAUUUACUGGUCGCACAUGUGCGACUGGAUGUAAAAUUCAGUGGCACACUCUCAAAUUUUCGUAGCAAAAUGCCACCAUUUUGUGGCAGUCUGGAGCCCUGUUAUGGGAGAGACCCAAUGAGUUGAAUCAGGCGUAUUUUAGAUAGCGAGACACCUAAAACAUUCUGGAAGGGGAGGUGAGGGGGUGAGGAUUGGAUUUGAGAAACACUACCUUAAAAAAUGUGCUGGGAUUAAUACAAAUUGAGCUUUAUUGACAAUGCUUUUGAUUACCACAUGCAUUCAUUUAACAAAUUUGGGCUCAAAUAUGUGUGCAUACGCAAUGUCAAUCCCCUUGAACAGUACACUCACCAAUAAAAGACAAUUUAGACAACUCAAAUAACUUUUAUUUGUACGUAACAAUCAUUAUCAAUUUAUUAUCAGCGCUUCAAGCUGCAAAUAAGCUGGAAGGUCUCCUUUAAAGGCUUUUAUUUUAAGUACAUUCCUAUAGUUUACGGUAACUGAUGGUUUAUUUUUUCACAAACUGGUGGGCUGGAGUUGUCUGUGGUAAUCAACAGCAUAUGCCACUGAUGCUGUCAAACUGGCUUGUUUAAAAACCUGGAGCAUUCCUAACAUUAGGAUUAUAUCACAGGUACAGUCGCUGAUGUAAAGAAUAAAUCUAAUAUUUUAAUGUGAAAAAUGUUUCUAUUACAAACUCUGUAUGUAUUCAAACUUUUAUGCAUUCAUUUUUAAAUGUAUAUAUAUACACACACACAAAGUCAUAAUUGCAUUGUACUACAUUUUUGCAAGCUGUCAUUUUUUGUCUGCAAAUGAACAAAAUUGUGGGAAGGUAAAUGCUUGUGUAUAUUUAGUAUAAAAAAAGCACAACAUGUCAAUAAGAACUAAAGCAUACACACUACGCAAAUACACAGACACACAAAAGCAGUCCUAUUCUGUUGUCCUGUUAUAUCUCACUUAAACCCCCCCAUCUGUUACUUAUUUUUCUUAUGCAAUUUUUCAUCUUAAUAUUAAUUUGUAUUAUUAUUGUAACAGUACAUUUUACUACUACACAGUAAACCUAUUUUGCUGCCUUACAAUUUUAAGUAUAAACAAACUGGCAUUAAGUUAUUUCAACUUACUAUUUAAAAUGUGUUUUACAUUAAUUCAACUUAUAAAAUAAGUUAAGCAAUUUCAACAUAUUUUUAUUACAAUGCAAUAUUUUUGGGUAGCACAGAUUUGUGUUUAUAUGUACUUGUGUGGUGUGUUUUAUGUCCAACAAAAUUUGUUUUCAGAACGUUUCAGAGAUGUUCUGCAUUUCUAUUUUAACAUUAAGACAGCAUUAUAAAGAAAGAGAAAUUUGUGAAAUAUUAAACAUGUCUCGGUUAUAAAAUUGAAGAUAUAAAGUGAACUAUGAGCGAUUUGAUUAGGUUGUAAUAAAAUGAUGGUCCUUAGCUGUUGUAUUGUAAAAUAUAACUACCUCUGAUCUAGCAUGCUAUACUUUUUAUCCCUAUUGAUUUAUUUCUAUACUUUUAUAUUAAAUGUAUAUUAAAAUGUAAUUUUAUAUUGGAUUAUAAAGAUCUUUGUACAACAAACACACUAUUCUGGAUGUAAAUAUUUUUUUAUAUUUCUGUAUACAUGUGAUGAAAGAAUGAUUUAAUAAAGUUAUUAGUUUCAUAAA